Molecule: messenger RNA, 4726 nt
Organism: Sarcophilus harrisii (Tasmanian devil)
Lineage: Eukaryota; Metazoa; Chordata; Mammalia; Dasyuromorphia; Dasyuridae
Gene: GLI1
Product: GLI family zinc finger 1
Exons: 12
Coding region: 616-3909 (1097 amino acids)
Biological process (GO): smoothened signaling pathway; regulation of transcription by RNA polymerase II
Cellular component (GO): nucleus
Molecular function (GO): RNA polymerase II cis-regulatory region sequence-specific DNA binding; DNA-binding transcription factor activity, RNA polymerase II-specific
Source: RefSeq, a predicted model, not a curated record
CGACUUUGCUGCCUUCCGGGUCUAACCCCCAGCUUCCCGGAUCCCUGCCUCCGGCCCCCUCCCGGCCGCUGACCGGCGGCGGUUCCGGACCUCCAGGCCGGGAUUUCCCGCUCUCCGAGGGCAGCGUGCUAGGCUCGAGAGCUCUAGUUGAGGUUGGGGAGAUAGGGUCCCUCCUGAAAGGGGGGAGGGGGCUCCCGAGUCCGGGGGCGCAGCGAGUCCGGCACCCCCCUCUUUCCUUCCUCCAGCCCCCAAGCCUGGUUCGCCAGCGCGAGGGAGGGUCCCGGGAGGGAAGGGGAGGCGUGAGGGGGACGGCGCGCCAACGGCGCUAGAAGGAGGAAAAGUUUUUGCAAAAAGGAAAAAAAAAGUUUGCGCGUCUUGCGGGUGGUCCAGGCUCCCGGCCCGGCAGGCGGGGCGGGGGGGCCGGGUUGGGGGGGCGGGGGCGGCACUGAGGCUGCGCCGCUGUGGCCCUGCCCGUCCCCCCUCCUCCCCCCCAGCUCCCCACCGCACACCCCCCAGCCCCGACUCCAGCCCUGGACUGCGCAUCCCGCGUCCCGAGUCCCGAUGGAGGUAUUCCUCCUCUCAGCUUUCCUUCACCUGCUCUUCACCUGAGGCACCAUGUUCAACUCCAUUACCCCUUCUGCCAUCAAUAGCUAUGGAGAAUCUUACUGUCUACCAUCCCUCCCUAGUCAGGGUGCUCAGGGCAUGGGCACUGAAGGACUGACUGGCCUUUCCUUCUGCCAUCAAACCAAUUUCAUGUCCAGUCCCCACAGCUAUGGGCCAACUCAAGAGACCACCAGCCACAGUACUGAGGCCCCGAUCUUUCCCCCAACCCGGAAUGCAGUCAAGAUGACCAAGAAGAGGGCACUGUCCAUCUCACCACUGUCAGACGCCAGCCUGGACCUGCAGACCGUCAUUCGAACUUCACCCAGCUCCCUUGUUGCCUUCAUCAACUCAAGCUGUGCCCCCCCAGGGGGGUCCUAUGGGCACCUCUCCAUCGGCACCAUCAGCCCAUCUCUGGGAUUCCCACCCCCGAUGAAUCACCAAAAAAGGGCUACUCCAUCCUUCAUGGCCCCACCCUGUGGCCCUCAUGACCCCACCCAGGGCAGGCUGAGGCCACCUCUCCAUCCCCGGGGACCCCUCCAGAACUACCAGCUGAAAUCUGAACUGAACAUGCUGGUAAACAAACAUACCGAGGAGCCAUCUGAAGGCAAUGUGUCCAGUCCCAACUCCACUGGCACACAGGAUGCUCUUUUGGGAUUAUUGGAUGGGAGGGAAGAAUUGGAGAAGGAGGAAAAGCCAGAACCUGAAUGUGUCUAUGAGACUGAUUGUCGUUGGAAUGGUUGCAACCUUGAAUUUGAUUCACAAGAGCAGCUGGUGCAUCACAUCAAUAGUGAGCACAUACAUGGUGAGAGAAAAGAAUUUGUCUGUCACUGGGGAGGAUGUUCCCGAGAACAGAGACCAUUUAAGGCACAGUAUAUGCUGGUGGUUCACAUGCGAAGACAUACAGGAGAAAAACCCCAUAAGUGCACGUUUGAGGGGUGCCGGAAGUCCUAUUCAAGGCUUGAGAACUUGAAGACUCACCUUCGAUCACAUACGGGUGAGAAGCCAUACAUGUGUGAGCAUGAAGGCUGCAGUAAGGCCUUCAGCAAUGCCAGUGACCGGGCCAAACACCAGAACCGGACCCAUUCUAGUGAGAAGCCAUAUGUUUGUAAACUACCUGGCUGCACCAAGCGUUACACAGAUCCCAGCUCCCUCCGAAAACAUGUCAAGACAGUGCAUGGCCCGGAUGCACACGUAACCAAGAGGCACCGAGGAGAUGGUCCCCCACCCCGGGUGCUGGCCCUUCCAAGUUUGGAUCUCAAAAGGGAGCAAGAAGGGGGCCCCAGCCGGGAUGAGGGCAAAUUGACAGUGCCUGAUGCUACCCUGAAGCCACAGCCAAGUCCAGGAGCACAGUCAUCUUGUAGCAGUGAUCGUUCCCCAUUAGGUAGUGUGACCAACACAGAUAGUGGUGUGGACAUGGCUGGCACUCUGGGGGGCAGCACUGAGGACCUGUAUAGCCUGGAUGAAGGCCCAGGGGCCAGUGGGACAGCCGGAGCUGGGGGUCCAGAACCUGGGCCUCCCAGCCUAUCGACCCUUCGACGGCUAGAGAAUCUAAGGUUGGAUCAACUCCGGUCGGCGUCUCGUGGCCUUAAAUUGCCUAGCCUGGCAGGCGCUGGGCCUACCAUGGUUGGUCGCCUGGGGCCUCCUUGCUCUGCUGAUUACAGAGGCAGUAACUCCAGCAGCGUCAGUACUGCCUACACUGCCAGCCGUCGCACCUCCCCUUUUCCUCCUGCAUCACCCCCAGAGCAUCCCGUGCCACGCCAAGGCCUUCCUCCUGCCCAGCACUACUUGCUUCAUGCUCGAUAUGGCACAUCCAGGGGGGCCAGUGCACCGGUCUCCUCUAUGCCCAGUUUGGAAAGGGCAGGGGGCCCCCCAAGCGUCUCAUGGAGGACUGGUGUUGAAUAUCCUGGCUAUGGCCCUGGAGCAGGGAUUACUCGGAGAGCCAGUGACCCUGCUCGAUCUGCUGGGCCACCCCCUCCAGCCAGAGUACAGAGGUUUAAGAGCUUGGGCUGUGUUCAUACCCUAGCCUCUGGGACCGGAGUGGGACGUAACUUUGAACCCCACCAAUCCUCCUCAGUUUACUCCCCUAGACCUCCUAGCAUCACUGAGAAUGUUGUCAUGGAAACUCUGGGGAUGAAUGAGGAACCAGAGAAUGGGGAUCCUCUGAUGAGCAGCGGCUUAGAUCCCUAUGUAGACUUCUCCCCAGCUGACCCUCUAGGUUACAGGGUGCUUGAAGGGAUGACAUCUGAAUCUUAUGGACCCAGGGGUUUGGGCACCCCUGAUCAUUACGGUUCUAAUUCUUGCCCUCAGCCUGUGCCCUAUCCCAACCCUCCCCCAGGAACAUGGGAUGAGUUCAAUUCCCCGACAAGGCUCUACCCAGCCUCCAAGGCCACAGUAGGCAGUGGAGAGGAGUGCCCGCAGCUCGGACCUUUUGGACAAGUUCAUGUCAAGCCGGAGCAGGAGUGCCUGAUGGACACUGUCCCUCCAGUGCUGGCACCUUGUCUCAACGCUCAUCCUGCUCGCAGCCCCUCACUCCCCCAUUCCUCAUUCCCUCAGCUUCCGCUCUCAAACUACACUCAGUCAUCCUCCUAUGCACAAGCAGCCCCUCAUAAUUCUUCAGAGUUCCAGGCUGGCCCUGAUUUUGUGACCUCCCCCGGCUCCACAGGGCAACUCAAGACUCAACUGGUCUGUAGCUAUGUGCAAUCUCAACAGGCCCUUCUGUGGGAGGGUGGAAGGAGAGAAGACACUUCCGGCCAAGACCUUCCUUACUGGAACCCCAAAUUCCUCGGGAGGCCUCAAGGGGGUUCAGACCAUGCCAAGAACUCAGUGACCAUGUAUCCCUCUGGUGUGACUCCCACCUUGCUCUCUCACAAGUCAGGAGCUUACCCUACCCUCCCGCCCUGCCAGGGGAAUUUUGGAGUGCCAGGGGAAAGAAGCCCCCAGAAGGCAGUACCGCCUCGAUUUCUGCCUCCUCUGCCUGCUUGCUAUGGGGCCCUCAAGGCAGGGAGCAGCAACCCCAGCUGUGGUCACCCGGAGGUAGGAGGAUUAGAUGGGGGUCCUACCCUGUGUCCCCCCCCAGAGGGACAACCGUGCAAUCCUCUGGACUCCCUUGACUUGGAUAACACACAACUGGAAUUUGUGGCCAUUCUGGAUGAGACUGAGGGUAUGAACCAUUUGUCUCCACAACCUGAGAAUAGUGCCCCCCAACCCCCACAUUCCUCUGUGCUCCCCAACAUGACUGUGGGUAACAUGGGUGUCUUAUUGGGGUCCUUGCCUGGAGAGACCCAGUUCCUCAAUUCUACUGCCUAAGAGGCCUCAAUUUGUAAAAGGAUCUCUGUUACAGGGAACCUGGAGGCUACAUUCCCUUGUUAGAUUUCAGCACAGGGAGCUGGGCUGGAAGACUGUACCAAGUCUGUAUAUAUUUUAGGGAGGAUUCUCCUUGAAUUUAAUAAUGAUACAAUUUCCUGAUAAUAAAGAAAUUGCUUAAGUAGGAUCCUUGUCCUCCAGUGUUGUUGUAGGGGAGAGAAGGAGCAGGGUGAAAUGGAGAAUUCAAACUAAUUUAAUAAGCACUUAUUAUGCACCCUUUAUGUGCCAGGAACCUUGCUAGAUGCUAGAGAUUACAAAGAAAAAAGAGGAAGAAUCCUUCCUCCGAAAGAGCUCCCAUUCUAGAGGGGAAAACACAGAUAAGUACCAAGUUUAUGCAAGUUUAAUAAAAAUAAAAUCAGCUCUAGAAAGGUAAAGCAUGAUAGGAAUAGAUUGAGGGAGAAGGAUAGGUAAAAACUUCCUGUAGAAGAAGGCAUUUGAACUUGGACGGAAAUCAGAGAUUCUCUGAGGUAGUGAAGGAAAAGACGUGGAGGACAGCUUGUGCAAAGAUGCAGACAUAGAAGGUGGAAUUCUGAGUAUGAGGAGUGUUAAAAAAAAAAGGGGGGGGGCAGUUUGGCUGGAAUGGGGAAGGAAUUAGAGGGAGAAGCAUGAAUUAGUUUGGAAAGGUUGGAAUAAGAUUGCAUAGGAGUUAAGUGCCAACUAGAAAAGUUUUAUCUUAGAAGCAAUAGGGAACCACUGAGGCUUCUUGAAUAGGAGAGUGACAAUUUUAUAUAUAUAUAUGACGAGGCAUGGGGGAAGGAGG